AUGAAGGCAGCAAAGAUCGAUGCUAAAGAAGAAGAACUUGAGGACGGCCAUCAACAGCCGCUGAUACCUGGUGAUAGUAGGGGCCAGCAGGCUCCUGACGAAAAACGUCAGGAGAUGAUAGAAAACAAUGAUCCACCAGAGGUGCAGGGGACCGAGAAGAAACAGUGCUGGUAUGGAAGGCGUAUACCAACCCAGCUUUCGAAUCUGGCGCUGCAUGUCAAUGUACGAUGGUGUAAUGACGAAAAAGAAAGGCGCAAACAGGAGAAGGAUGCGCAGAAUAGAGAGAAGGAGGGCGCGGAGAAACGACGGUUGGAUAGAUCGCCCGACUUUGAUAAGGAGGUGAAGAACGCAAUUGAGCAAGCAUUAAGCAAAAGAUCGGAGAGCAACAUCUGCCAAGACCCGUACGAUAAAGUGCAUACAGGAGGGAGAUCUGAAGAUAAGGUUACGGUGAACGAGACUGAACCCUUAGAAAGCCUGGACAGAAGAAUCAUCAGUCCGAAUCCUAUUGUGCUGAACAGCUCAGGAAUCAAAGGAGUUUUUGACAUUCAGCGCAUCGUCGUAAGGAUGCUUGAUCCUGAUAGUCUGCGGCAAAAGAUCAAGACUGCAAUUAGCGUCAAUGAGAAGAUUGAUGGAUGGUGUACUAUUAGUACGGGGCUGGCGCUGACAAUGGUGGCUUUUUCUUGCGAAAGACACGUUCUUGUGCAGCAGUUGGAUUUAGUCGAAGUGGUAGAGGAGACCGUCCUUAAAGACCCACACGCCAAAUUGGACGGAAUCUCUGAACAGCUACAGAGGUCAGAGUAUAGGCAGAAUGCAGAGACUAACACCGAAAGUUAUACGACCUCUGAAGAGGACAUACGACAAGGCCUGAAAAAACCAGAACGAUCUUCCACAGAGAGAUCAGACCUUACCACAAACCCGAAGACGAUGAAGAUACAAUAUGGUAAUUCCCCAGAACAGCGAAAGCUUUUUCGCAUGUUGGGUUUUGUCACCGAAUCUAACAUUCAGAUCGUCGCUGGCGAAUGGGUACUUGCACGAUUUUCAAGUGCACCGGGUGCGAAGUGGUUUCUCUGUCGACUAGAGCUCGGUGCCGGCACUGAGUUCUACGCACGUCGGAUACCAACAGAUGAGAUUGAUUUCACUGAGGCGUUUCCCGAAAGGGGCUUGGUGGAGUAUUGGCAUGCAUUCCUACUGGAGCAGAAAUCCAUAAUGUGCGAUGUUCUGUCAUUCUACCUACUAAGCAAGAAAGCAGGAAAAUACACGGACUGGCUGGGUGAAAGUAUUAUCAAUUCCCUUUCGGGAGAUGUGACCAGUGACCAGAAUGAAGAUGAAAGCUGUGACGAUGAUGUGGACUUGGCCAGAAACCCGAGAUCUCGGGAUUACGGGCAUCUGUCUAAUGUGCGAAAGAUGAUCAAAAUGAUAGGGUGGAGCGCUAAAGGCGUGUUGUCUGAGACUUGGGCAAGUCACCUAAACAGAUAUUUGAGGGACAACGCUCUAAGAAAGGUACCAGUUCACCUGCGCGCAGCAGUGGAGGCCUUAAGUGAUAGGCGUGUGCUUCUACCAGCGAUGUUCCACACAGGGAAAGAGAUACACUUCUUCUAA
Molecule: messenger RNA, 1599 nt
Organism: Aspergillus oryzae RIB40
Lineage: Eukaryota; Fungi; Ascomycota; Eurotiomycetes; Eurotiales; Aspergillaceae
Exons: 1
Coding region: 1-1599 (532 amino acids)
Source: RefSeq, a predicted model, not a curated record